Molecule: messenger RNA, 560 nt
Organism: Stegodyphus dumicola
Lineage: Eukaryota; Metazoa; Arthropoda; Arachnida; Araneae; Eresidae
Gene: RpL27A
Product: ribosomal protein L27A
Biological process (GO): translation
Cellular component (GO): ribosome; cytosolic large ribosomal subunit
Molecular function (GO): structural constituent of ribosome
Source: RefSeq, a predicted model, not a curated record
CGGCAGGAAUGAAACACCUCAACUUGACUAAGAAGCCCCGUCAAUAAUUGAAGUUUCCAAGGGAGAGCUUCCUGAUCUGUGAGUAUGUCGACACACAAAAAGAAGACCAGGAAGCUUAGAGGGCAUGUGAGUCAUGGACAUGGGCGAAUCGGAAAACAUCGUAAGCAUCCUGGUGGCCGUGGUAAUGCUGGUGGUAUGCAUCAUCACAGAAUAAAUUUUGAUAAAUACCAUCCUGGUUAUUUUGGAAAAGUAGGAAUGAGGAAUUUUCAUUUGAAGAAGAAUCAGAAGUACAUGCCCAUUAUAAAUAUAGACAAACUUUGGUCUCUUGUCUCUGAGAAAACAAGGGAAACAUACAAAAAUCAUCCAGAAGGAAAAGCUCCUGUGAUUGAUGUAGUAAAUAGAGGCUACUACAAAGUUCUUGGGAAAGGUCGUUUACCAAGGCAACCUGUAAUUGUAAAGGCAAGAUUUUUUAGUAAAGAGGCCGAAGCAAAGAUUAAGGCUGUUGGUGGAGCUUGUAUAUUGACAGCUUAAAAAGAAAUAAAAAGUUAUUUGUAAACUUG